Messenger RNA from Geodia barretti, 1986 nucleotides. The record is from the annotation of a GenBank genome assembly. NCBI's taxonomy places the organism in Eukaryota, Metazoa, Porifera, Demospongiae, Tetractinellida, Geodiidae.
AUGGAAGCUGAGUGCGAAGAGCUGCAGAUAGACCUGGGCGCUGGCUCCGGGGCCGAUCCUAGGCCCGCGGCCGAGGCACAGUCGGGAAUGACCUGGCUCAAGGCAGCAGAGUACGUCCUGAUGGAAAACGGCGGUCCUGGGAUGCACAUCAGGGACUUGACCCGCACCAUCUUAGAGCUGGGCAUAGUGAGGUCCAACUGCAGCACUAGUCUAGAGACACUACUGUACCGACAGACGUCCAAACCCAUGUCCAAGUUUAUCAGAGUCCCGGGGAAGAUGGGCUGCUUCGGUCUGAGAAGCCCGGAUGAGAUGGUUGGGCGACGAGAGGGAGAGGAGGAGGAGGAAGACAUGGAGGAUAGUACUCCGCUCACUGAUAGUAAGACUACUGCAGCUAGUGGCGGUGUCCGACCUCAUGGUCAGCCGGUGAUGAUGGUGCCUCUGGUGAGUGCUGGGAGGGUGAUGGGAGGCAGGGACGGUGAGGAGAGCUGGAAUUUCAAUCCCAAAGUCAUUUACAAGAGAAAGAAAAGAGAAGGAGGGACAUCGUCCGUGUGUUCAGCCAGUGGUAGUGAGGACAGUGAAUGGAGCUCCAGUUCUGACGACGAGUCUGAGGCUCUCUACCACAGACGAUACGUCUCUGCAAAAAAGAUGGCCAAAGGCAUCAUUUAUGAGAACGUGGCAAUGGCAGAGCAAUUGAGGGUUAUUGAGCAAAAGAUAGCUACAGCCCAGGCAGAAAGACAGUUUCUGCUGGAGAAGUUCAUGAAGUUCCAGAGAGGCAAACCUGGUCCACAGCCGUCGUCCAAGACUAGGAGUAGAGUUGCUGUCCCUGGCUCCGGCACAGCGUCCGCCAUGACUGUCUUAAAGACAAGCUGCUCUACCUCGUUUGGAGCAGGGGCCUCGUCGGCAUCUCGUUCCACCAGGGGUCCCCCUCCCCUCAUCCCUGUCGCUAGCCUCACCACCUCACAGCAGCAGGGUGUGAUUGUUAGUGGGGCAAGGCCAACGUCCACUCUCUCAGCCCUCCUCUCCGGAGGAGAGAGUAUCGGCAGUGGUGGGAGGUCACAGGAAAUGGGCGGGGCCAGUGGAGGGCAGGGGAGGAAGACGGGCGAUCACCAUGUCCCCGGUAGCAGUGAGGGUGGUGGACAGAAGUCUCCAGGUGUCCAAGGCACCCUGGCAUCAGACCCCAGCUCAUCGGCUACCAGUGUCAGUAGUGAGAGUGAGGCUGAGCCCACUCCUGCCCCUCCUCCUCCUCCUCCUCCUCCUCCUCCUACCACCACUGGUACCACUGAACAGCCUGACAGCACACCAAAGGGGAAUAGGAGAAACACGGGGAAGGUCCGUCGACUCCAUCCCAUCCCCCUCAAUGAUGACGGCUCUCCUGUGUUACCAAUCCACAUCGGAGGACUCACCGUGCACAGCCUUGGGAAGAUAGUGUUUGACCGGGUAGCCUACCACACGGAGCGCUACCUGUUGCCAGUUGGUUUCCACAGCAGUCGUACCUACCCCAGUAUGCUCAACCCUGACAGACGAACCACUUACCACUGCACGAUUCUCGACGGCGGGGACGUUCCUCUCUUUGAGAUGCGUGCGGAAGAUUCAGAAGAGCCGGUCCAGGCCACUUCUUCCACUGCCUGUCAGAGUAUCGUCCUCAGAGCCAUCAAUAAGGCCAGGGACAGACAGGCGACCAACUCUGGCUCCGGGCCCGAGUUCUUUGGCUACUCCAACCCCACCAUCCUCAACAUACUCCAGAAACUCCCCAACGCCGGCCGCUGCGCCAAGUACAAGUUCAUAAAGUUUGACAGCCCAGCAGUAGCAGCAGCAAAGACAACAGGAACCACCAAAUCCAAGACCAAGAGGAAGAACGCUGGCAAACGACAGCAACAGUCAAAAGGGGAGAAGGAGAAGUCGCGGACCAAGAAAAUGAGACCAAGUAUUUCACCCCAGACCAGUAGUCACAGGGGGCACAGUGGCAGUGGUGAGGACGCCAACUGA